AUGCUGCGGAAAAGAGUCUCGAUCCGAAGUCCGACCUCCUCUCCCCUCGGACUCGACAGUAGCGAUGACGACUUUGGCAUCGACGGUGGCGAGGUCGAAGCUCGUUCGGGGAAGCGCAAACGUCGACGACUCCAACCCGACGUGACUGCGUCUGCUCACACUGCAACGACGCUCCGAGACUUGCUCGGUCUGACGGCUGCCGACGACUUCAUCGAGACAUCCUCCGCACAUCAAAAGGGCAAUCACUAUGGCUCAGCGCCGCGCUCCGCGCCUAGCUCCGACAACGACGGCUUCCAUUCAGCCCCGACAUUGAAGCGCUCACCUAGACCGUCUUCGUCUCUGUCGUCCUCCUCAUCAGAAGAUGAAUUGGUCCUCCCACUAUCGCGCGCAAGGCACAAGCCUGAGGGCUCUUCAUCUCCCGGGAUGUUGCGCAAAAUCUCCGCCGAAUCACCGACGCUCAGGUCGCCUCCUGGAAGUCAAAGAUGUAUCGACUCGGACACCGGCGACGACGAGCCAGAACAGGCCUUAAGCAUCAACACCAAUGGCCAUGCGUCGUUGCCGUUGCUCCACGUCGAGAGCUCUUCGUUGACUGUUGGAGCCAGUCAGACAAGCGACGAAGAGGACGAAGUAUCUCUUGCCGUUAGAGCGCCGAAACAGCUUUCCAAGUCGUCCAUCGACAGACCGACUCCGGUGGAAACUUCUGCCGCGUCCUCCGACAACGCUCACGGCCAGAAGCCCCCCUUCCCCAUUCCCCCCGAGCUCGGAUCCAUCGGUCCUCUGUCGCUCGCACCGGGCAUCGAGGUACCUCAAAGCAUCAAUCGCUUUCUUCGAUCCUACCAGCGCGAAGGCGUCGGGUUCUUGUACAAGUCUUAUGCCGAAGGACGUGGCGCCUUGCUCGGCGACGAUAUGGGUCUCGGAAAGACCAUACAGGUCAUUGCAUUCCUCUCGGCCAUCAUGGGCAAGACGGGCAGAGAAGAGGAUGCCGACCGCCGAAUUGAAGCCGUGCGCAGCGACAGGCAAGGCUCAGGGUACCAUCGCGCCAACGGCAUUUGGCCCACGUGCCUCAUCAUCUGCCCGAGCUCCGUCAUCGACAACUGGCGUCUUGAGCUCGAUACGUGGGGCUAUUUCGAGCAUGCUGCUUUCAGCGGGUCUCGCGCCAAGGACGCACUCGAAUCGUUCCGUCGCGGCCGACUCGAUAUCCUCAUCACCAGCCACGAGACGGCGUCACUGUCAAUCGAGCAGUUGCGCGAUCUCGACCUCUCCUGCGUGCUCAUCGACGAGGCUCACAAGCUCAAGAACCCCAUGUCGCAGAUGACAAAGGCGAUGCAAACGUUCAAGUGCAAAGCGCGAUUCGCGCUGACUGGCACGGCAAUCCAAAACACAUACCGCGAGCUGUACACGCUGGCCGACUGGACCAAUCCUGGGCUCCUGGGGACGGUCAAGGAAUGGAUCACCGAGAUCGAGGAGCCGCUCAAGCACGGUCAGCGGCGCGGCGCGGAUCCAGAACGCAUCGCCGAUGCGAGGACCCGAGCCGAGAAGCUCGUCAAGAAUGUGCUGCCCAUCUUCUUUCUUCGCCGCACCAAAGCUCUGAUCGCUGAUCAGCUGCCAAGCAAAUUCGACAAGAUCGUCUUCUGCCCGCUCACUCCCACGCAGCUGGACGUUUACAAGCGCAUCCUAUCCGAGGAAGAGGUCGACCUCAUGAAACGACACGCCGAUCCCUGCGACUGUGGACGACUCGAUCCGGACACAGGCCUCGCCUACCGACGCCAGAACUGCUGCUUCAAACGUGACUCGAAGGGAGAAUCCUGGAGCAAAAACAUGCUCAAGUACAUCUACCUGCUUCAGAAAUGCUCGAAUCACGUCGCGCUGGUCUUUCCGGACCCAGAAGAUGCAAGCUCGAAAGAGCCGGAUCGAGUCGAGAGGUACGAGCGACAGCUGUCGUACGUCCAGCUCAUGUUCCCGGACAACUGGCAAGGCAAGCGCUGCAACGCUGCCAACGGCAUGAAUCCCGAAUUCUGCGGCAAGUGGAAGGUGCUCGCCGGUCUACUGGAGCAGUGGCAUGCCGAUGGAGACAAGGUUCUAUUGUUUUCGACCAAUCUGCGACUGCUGCAGUUCGUCGAGUUCUUCCUGGCGCGCGAAGGUCACAGCUUUCUCAGGCUCGACGGGACCACGCCGCAGCCGCGAAGGCAGCAGCUCGUCAAUCAAUUCAAUCAGGACAGCAGCAUCUUUGUCUUUCUCAUCUCGACCACGGCAGGCGGCACCGGUCUCAAUUUGACAGCGGCGAAUCGCGUCGUCGUCUUCGAUCCGCAUUGGAACCCUUCCCAUGAUCUGCAAGCCAUGGAUCGAGCGUAUCGGUUCGGCCAAUCCCGAGACGUCUACGUCUAUCGUCUCAUCGGAGCCGGCUCUCUCGAGGAAGUCAUCUAUGGUCGACAACUAUACAAGCAGCAACAGAUGGAGAUCGGGUACAACGCCACAAAAGAGAGGCGCUACUUCGAAGGCGUAGCGGGCGAUCAGGGCAGCCUCGGGGAGCUGUUCGGAUGCAAAAACCUGUUCACGCUUCACGAGAGCAGCCUUGCCAUGAAGUCGAUCAUCGACGAAUGCAACAUAUCGGAGGUCACGUUCGCCUUAGAGGAGUAUCUCAAGGCGGGCUCGCUCGAGGACCAAGCAAGCGUGGAAGCAGCUCUCACUCAGCGUGCUGAGAGCGAACAGACGGACAAGACGAAUGAUGUGACCAAUGUCGACCCGAAUUUGCAAACUCCCAGUGCCACUGGCGCGGAUCCCAUUCGUAGUAUACUCGAAGGCAUCGGGGUUGCCUACAGUCACGAUCAUGCAGCGCUGGUAGGCGACAGCGCUGCCGAGGCUGCACUGUAUCGAGACGUGGCGCAGCUCAGCAAGGCGUCUCCUCAGCGACGAAGAAGUGUACAAUCCAGAGUGACUUCCGACAGUCGGAAAGCGGAACAGCGGCCAGGCGCAUCUAGAGCUUCAUCCAGUGGCUCAAAGAAAGCGACUGUCAAGCAAGAAGCGACUGCAGCUGUUUGGCCGCCACCACGAUCAAGAGUGCCUCCUACGAAUGACGCAGCCACGCAAGAAGAGACGCAGUUAAUGGUGGAUGCAGAACAAGGCCUCUGUCGUGCUGUAGGUAACGACACCGCACCCACCCGUACGCCCAGCUUGCACGAAAUAGCCGAGCUUCAGAACGUGACCGAGGAGGAGCUGGCAGCAGCGGUCAAUGCUAUGACUCCGAUGGAACAGAAAGCAUUCUUUGACGAUGCUGUUCGUCGUUGGAAGCGAAAGCGGGCCGCUCAGGCAGAAGCGGUUGGCCAGCAUCAGCAUCAAUUUUUCUAA
Molecule: messenger RNA, 3345 nt
Organism: Kalmanozyma brasiliensis GHG001
Lineage: Eukaryota; Fungi; Basidiomycota; Ustilaginomycetes; Ustilaginales
Product: Helicase, C-terminal
Exons: 1
Coding region: 1-3345 (1114 amino acids)
Molecular function (GO): ATP binding; ATP-dependent chromatin remodeler activity
Source: RefSeq, a predicted model, not a curated record